AACAUGGUCAAGGUACUAAGAAAAAAAAUUCGAAAAAAACUACUAGUGAUUGGAGAUUCCGGUUGUGGAAAGACUUCAUUGUUGUAUAGAUAUACGGUAGGUGAGUUUAUCGGGGAGUUUUUCCCUCUAUGUUAUGAGAAUUUUGUUGUUGAAUUUCAAAUUAAGAGCACAAUAGUUGAGAUGACAUUAUGGGAUUCUGUAGAUACAACCGAAUAUGAUAGAAUGAGAGCAUUAUACUAUGCAAAUUGUGAUAUUAUAAUGAUUUGUUAUUCAGUUGAGAACCAUGAAUCAUUGGAAAACGUUGAAAAAAAAUGGAUUCCGCAAAUACAAAACUACUAUAAAAAGAUUCCGAUAGUUUUAAUGGCACUCAAAACCGAUUUAAGAAGGGAUCCUGCAGUUCUUUACAAAUUGAACGAGCAAUCGUUGAGAGUAAUUACACGUAGUGAAGGAAGAGCAGUGGCAGAUAAAAUUGGAGCAUAUGGGUAUUUAGAGUGUUCAGCAAGAAUACUUGAUGGAGUUGAUGAACCGUUCCAGUAUAUUGCAAAAGUGGUAUAUAAGACACAUGAAGAGCCUCAGGACAAGAAAAAAUGUAUUAUUGUUUAAAUUUCUUUAUUUUAUAUUUGUUUUUAUUUUUGAAAAUAGUGAACGUUUUUUGGUUGUUGGUAAAAACAACCAUUGAUAGACAAAGGAUCGGCAAGCGAACCAAUAAAGUAGAGUGAAAAGUGAGCGAUUGAGUGUAUAAAAGAAGAGAUAAAUAAUUUCAAUAAAUUUAGGCGAUUUAUUUGAAACCCAUACUAAUGUCUUAGGUUGCUUUGAAAAAAGAAAGUUUGGGUGAGAUGACUGAGAUUGAUUCAGCCAAUGAAAGAGAGAUUUGAAAAGGAAAAACCUGAAAAAGAGCUAAGAGCUUGAAUCAAAUAAAUAAAUAAAUAAAUGAAAUUUUCAAAUGACCAAAACGAAGAUGGAGAGGAUCAAAGAAUAUUCGAAUAUGCUGCAAAAAUUAGAUAGUAUAUUAAAUUUGUAGCCAGAAGUGAAUAAAAAUAAAGAUUUAACCAAAUUUAGUAAAAGGGUCGAUAAACAAAUAACCUUAAAA
Messenger RNA from Ascoidea rubescens DSM 1968, 1090 nucleotides. RefSeq lists its product as uncharacterized. Gene Ontology annotation, molecular function: GTP binding; GTPase activity. Gene Ontology annotation, biological process: small GTPase-mediated signal transduction. Lineage: Eukaryota; Fungi; Ascomycota; Saccharomycetes; Ascoideales; Ascoideaceae. The transcript has a single exon. The coding region runs from base 4 to 603 and encodes 199 amino acids. The record is from RefSeq and is a predicted model, not a curated record.